Messenger RNA from Dentiscutata erythropus, 423 nucleotides. Lineage: Eukaryota; Fungi; Glomeromycota; Glomeromycetes; Diversisporales; Gigasporaceae. The record is from the annotation of a GenBank genome assembly.
AUGUCAAAAUUUAUAGCUACGAUAUCUGGUUUCAUUGUUUCUGGGGCAUUAUUAUAUUACUUUCAAAAUGAAAUUGAAAAUAAUACAUCACAAAUUCGUUCAAAAUUACAUAAUACUAGAAAUCAGCUCGAAGAUGCUUUACCCAGUCAAUUAAAAGAUAGUUCGAAUAAAUUAAUUCAUCCAUCUAAACGACCAAAUGCUCGACCACAAUUACCAAUUCCUUCUAUUACUCAAACACAAAAUUAUAUCAAUCAUCGUUUCAUUCCAACAUUUAAAACAACAUGGAAUGAUCAAGUUACAAAUAUUGCCAAUAAACUUACUGGUUUCGAUGCAAAUGAAUCGGCUAAAAAUGUUAAGUCUUUUAUUGAAGAUAAUUCACUAUCAAAACUUAGAGGGCACCAUUUAGAUUUUUCCUUAAUGUAG